UUGUACUGUAGUCCCCCGGACUGGAACUUCCUGAGGAGCAUUUCUUCUAAUCAGGCCAGUAUAUUUUUAGAUAUUCACUCACCGCACGGGUCAAACUCUGAACUGAAAUGGGCCGUCACAUCAGAUCUAGUGUGACUGUUUUGUGGCUGCUUGUUUGUCUGCACAGAAUAUGAAGUAAAUGAAGGAAUACCACCAUGACUAUAUUUACAUGCCGCACUUUGUUUUGUGUCGAACCUUGUCACGAGAUGCAAAUUCCUCAUUUUGUUGAUUUAAUCACAUGAGGGGGCCAUCAGGAGUACAGUGACGUCAAUAAACAUCAGGAUGCAUAAUCUGGGAUCCCUGAAUGUAUUCACCACACUUUGAGCCAGUAUGUGACCACCCCCGCACUAAAAGAGGAACGGGAGGGGACAGAAGAGCAGAGGCAACUGGCACGUCGACUGACUGCAGUCCCCACACGCGAGACAAACGAGGGAUCGAUGGCUGCUCCUGAGAACCGUUUCCCCUCCUGUCAACUAGAGGAGAAGUAAACUUCAGGCUGAGCAUCGGAUCCGUGCAGCCGAGAAGAAAUCUUUUUGACCGGAAGAGUGCUUCCAGGAGGAAGGAUGACUCUCCAGCUGUUGGGCGACUGUGAAUUUGGUUCUGUCGAGAUGAAGGACGUCUCCCUGCAGACUAAGUGACUUCCACCUCCCCAUGAGCCGCCUGCUAAAUGUGGAACGCCUAGGAUGGACGAUCCACCAAGUUCUGGUCUGAGGCCCUGGAACAACACGAUCAACCUCCACCUCUCCACCUGCUCGCUCAAACACACACGCACAACCGGCCCUUUCACCACUAUUCUUAACCAGACGGGGACCGGUGGCACAAGGUGACGAGAUUCCAGAAUGUUUGUGAAUUGCCGGCGCAUCCGGAGAUGCCAGUACGUGCAGCUGAUGACCACCUGUCUGGUGCUGUCGGUGAUGAUGGUCUGCUGGGAGCAGCUGGACAGCAAUUUCUUCAGCCCCGUCAAGUCCUACUCCUACCGCUACCUGGUCAACCGCUUCACCUUCAUCAACAAGAGCCUCACCAUCCCGCGAGAGCAGGCCAGGCGCUUCAGCGACUUUCGCUACCUGCUGGACCACUCGGAUAAGUGCGCCGACACGGACGUCCUCCUCCUCCUCUUUGUCAAAACAUCCCCGGAGAACAUCGACAGGCGAAACGCCAUCAGGUCCACUUGGGGCAAUGAGACCUACAUCCAGAACGCCCUGGGAGCCACGGUCAAGGUGGUGUUUGCCUUGGGGAGGCCUGCGGCCGAGCAGGAGGAAGGCGGCACUGGGCUCGUCCACGAGGACCGUCUACACAGGGAUUUGAUCCAACAGGACUUUUUAGACUCCUUCCACAACCUGACCCUGAAGCUGAUCCUGCAGUUCCACUGGAUGCACACCCGCUGCCCACACGCUCGCUUCCUCAUGACGGCCGACGACGACAUCUUCGUGCACAUGCCCAACCUGGUGAGCUACCUGCGGGACGUGAGCAGCAGAGGCGUCACAGACUUUUGGGUCGGUCGAGUGCACAGGGGGGCACCGCCGAUCCGCAGCAGAGACAGCAAGUACUACGUGCCCUACGAGAUGUACCAGUGGAUGGUUUACCCUGACUACACAGCCGGGGCCGGGUACGUGGUCUCCAGGGACGUGGCUGACAAAAUCUACCAAGCCACGCUGACCCUGAACGCCACUAUCUACAUAGACGACGUCUUCAUGGGCAUCUGUGCCAACGCAGUGGGUGUGUCUCCGCAGGAGCACGUGUAUUUCGCAGGCGAGGGCAAAGCACCCUACCACAUGUGUAUCUAUGAUCAGAUGAUGACCUCACAUGGUCACGUGGAGGACAUCCAUCAUCUCUGGGAGGCGGCGACCAACCUGCAGGUGAAGCACAAGACUUCCGGACUCAUGGGCAGGUUGUACUGUACUGCUGUGAAAAUGUCCCUCCUUUGUAAACCCUACAGAUUUAACACAUACCCUUGCAAAGCAGCCUUUUUGUAGUAUCAUGUCGUGUGUGUGUGUGUGUGUGUGUGUGUGUGUGUGUGUGUGUGUGUGUGUGUGUGUGUGUGUGUGUGUGUUUGUUUGGUAUGCAGGAGAGGGAGUUUGUAAAAGGUCAAAAUAAAUGGAGGGUUGUCGCUGCAGAUAUUACCUCAGUCCUUUCAGUCGGACACCGAUGUCAAAACACUGGAGCGCAUGUUCUGUGUUUCCGGAGGCAAAGAGGAAAAAAAAAGUUCACGAUGGACAACGCACAAGUUUACUUGGUUGUGUUGAGAUAGUUCAUAAAAAGACACUGUUUACAUGUAGUCCAAACUCAAACCCCAUGUUCUCACAAAUUAGAUUCUAAUAUGUGAACUAGCUUAUAUCUUCAAUCUCCAGUUGAUUAUAAAAGAACAUUCUCCUUAUCUUGCAUUUUAUUUCUACUGCUGCGACACACAUAUCGGUUGAAAAACAUUAUGGUACUCAAAAGAUAAAAACUUCUCUCCCAGACAUGUAUCAACUCCAUAACCUCAAAAGAAACGAAAAAUACAUAACCAGACAGAAACCACACACCAGAAGCAGCAUGAAGAUAUGCAGUUCUUUGGUGAGUCAAAUCUAAAAAUGUCUCCAUGUCACGAUGUGCAACAUUCCUCACAAUGAAGUAGAACUGAUGUGUCCGUGAGAAAACUUUACAAACGGCAUGUGUGCUGAAAAAUAUAUAUGUAUUUAUGAGCAACAACGCAAUGCCUCUAAAUUGAACAUUUUCUUGUCAUAAUAUCUUUUUUUUGUUAUUAGAUUUGUGAAAAGACUUUUUUUUAUUAAAUAAAAUCUACUUGAAAGUCAGAAAAAGAGUUAUUAUUGUUCGUCAUAGUAGUUAUAUCAACAACCUGACCAGAGCGGUUAAUUGCCCCACUCUUUUAACAGUUACAUUACAAGAAACAGAAGUAUCUCAGCACGUCACGGCAACAGUUUCCUUACUUUGGGGGAAUCAUGGCGCACACACACAGUGUAGAGACAGUGUGUGCAAGAUGUGGUUUACUGCCCGUCCUUUCCGUAGAAGCUGCAAUCUUUUCAAACGGAUGUGAAAGAAAGCGAAGGAGCUGUUGUCAUUCCGCCGCGUCCUACUUCACAAUGUCUCCGUUGAGAUAGCAUCACAACAGUUUAACCCACGUUGGUGGCUUCUGCUCUAACUCUGCUUGGCCAAUAUUCUCCUUAACCAAAGAUUACAGAUUAAAAAAAACAAAGCAUACCAUGUUGGGAAAUCAUACUCCUAUCGUAUUCACAAAAUAAGAAGUUAUAGUGUAAUAUGUUGAAAAAUAAAUCCUGAAAAAGUCAUGGAAUAGUUUUGUUAGGCAUCGUAUUUGGACAAGAAACAGAAAAGGUCUUUAUACAGCAUGUCAAAAAGAUUGUGUAGUACAGUAUUGUUACAUGUUCCAUGUGUUUUUUCUGUGCCUUUAACUGUGUGAGUGGGGUAGAGUGCCUGUUUCUCGGUUCACAGGUGUGCGGUGCUGGUUGGCUGUUGGCGAGGAGGCGUGGCCGGUGAAGACCUGGGGAGUAAUCGACUAACGAGGUGGUGGCCUAUAUAAACCAGCCUGGUUGUUGCAGAGAUGAAAAAGAAA
Molecule: messenger RNA, 3607 nt
Organism: Gasterosteus aculeatus aculeatus (three-spined stickleback)
Lineage: Eukaryota; Metazoa; Chordata; Actinopteri; Perciformes; Gasterosteidae
Source: RefSeq, a predicted model, not a curated record